Camponotus floridanus (Florida carpenter ant) is the source of this 1671-nucleotide messenger RNA. It is a transcript of the gene Srp54k, whose product is annotated as signal recognition particle 54 kDa protein. Gene Ontology annotation, molecular function: endoplasmic reticulum signal sequence receptor activity; ATP hydrolysis activity; GTPase activity. The record is from RefSeq and is a predicted model, not a curated record. The transcript has 9 exons. The coding region runs from base 1 to 1521 and encodes 506 amino acids. NCBI's taxonomy places the organism in Eukaryota, Metazoa, Arthropoda, Insecta, Hymenoptera, Formicidae. Gene Ontology annotation, cellular component: signal recognition particle, endoplasmic reticulum targeting; cytosol. Gene Ontology annotation, biological process: SRP-dependent cotranslational protein targeting to membrane, translocation; SRP-dependent cotranslational protein targeting to membrane.
AUGGUUUUGGCGGACCUCGGACGUAAAAUUACGUCGGCCCUGCGGUCGCUCAGUAACGCGACUGUCAUCAACGAAGAGGUUUUGAAUUCUAUGCUAAAGGAGAUAUGCGCGGCAUUGCUUGAAGCUGAUGUAAAUAUUAGAUUAGUGAAAAAAUUACGAGAAAAUGUGCGCCAGGUUAUCGAUUUUGAAGACAUGGCUGGUGGUCUUAAUAAAAGGAGGAUGAUACAAAGUGCAGUCUUCAAGGAACUUGUAAAAUUGAUUGAUCCUGGUGUAAAAGCGUAUCAACCAGUAAAAGGCCGUCCUAAUGUGAUUAUGUUUGUCGGUUUGCAAGGUUCUGGUAAAACCACCAGUUGUACCAAACUUGCAUAUCAUUAUCUUAAGAAAAAUUGGAAGGCAUGCUUAGUAUGUGCUGAUACCUUUCGGGCAGGUGCAUACGAUCAGAUAAAACAGAAUGCUACAAAAGCUAGAAUACCAUUUUAUGGAAGUUAUACAGAGGUGGAUCCUGUAGCAAUUGCACAGGAUGGUGUAGACAUGUUUAAAAAGGAAGGAUAUGAGAUAAUUAUUGUAGAUACAAGUGGAAGACAUAAACAGGAAGAAUCAUUGUUUGAAGAAAUGUUGCAGGUCGCCAAUGCUGUGCAACCAGACAAUAUAAUCUUUGUAAUGGACGCGACGAUAGGUCAAGCUUGUGAAGCACAAGCAAAAGCUUUUAAGGAACGCGUUAAUGUUGGUUCUAUCAUAAUUACAAAAUUAGAUGGCCAUGCUAAAGGUGGUGGGGCACUUUCUGCUGUUGCAGCAACACAAAGUCCUGUAAUAUUUGUUGGUACAGGAGAACAUAUAGAUGAUUUAGAACCAUUUAAAACAAAACCAUUUAUUAGUAAAUUGCUCGGUAUGGGAGAUAUUGAAGGUCUUAUUGACAAAGUAAAUGAACUCAAUUUGGACGAUAACGAAGAAUUACUUGAGAAGAUCAAACAUGGUCAAUUUACUUUACGAGAUAUGUAUGAACAAUUUCAAAAUAUUAUGAAAAUGGGACCAUUUUCACAAUUAAUGGGUAUGAUUCCUGGAUUUAGUCAAGAUUUUAUGUCAAAAGGAACAGAACAAGAAUCAAUGGCAAGAUUAAAGCGACUGAUGACUAUUAUGGAUAGUAUGAAUGAUUCAGAAUUGGAUAGUAGAGAUGGAGCCAAGUUAUUUAGUAAACAACCUGGAAGGAUAAUGAGAGUAGCAAGAGGUUCUGGUGUAACAGAAAAAGAAGUUAAAGAUCUAAUUACACAGUAUACAAAGUUUGCAGCCGUUGUUAAGAAAAUGGGAGGCAUAAAGGGUUUAUUCAAAGCAGGAGAUAUGGCGAAAAAUGUUAAUCCUACACAAAUGGCAAAACUGAAUCAUCAAAUGGCCAAAAUGAUGGAUCCGCGUGUAUUACAUCAAAUGGGUGGGAUGCCAGGAUUGCAAAAUAUAAUGAAACAAUUACAACAGGGUGCUGCAGGUGGAUUGGGAAAUUUAAUGGGAGGUUUUGGUGGCAAAUCUUGAGACAAGAUUCCAGGCAGUGCCAUUAAUAGCCCAUUCUUCGACAUACUUUAUCAUUUUUUCAAUUGCUCAUCAAAUCGUUAAAAAAAAUACUUUUGAUGUAAAUGCAAUAAAUUAUUAAAAUAUGCUACAAAAUUCAUGCCAUAAUGGGAA